UCUGUCAAAACAGUACGUAGGCAGGGUCCUCCCUACUCUUAAUGAAUUUCAGUUGUUCUGGCGCAGCUCGGGGAAUUCUUGUAUGUCUGCCUCCAACCUAUGGGAUUUAUUUAGCCGAUGGGGUCACCUCAUGUUGUGCAACAGCUGUGAUGUAAAAGAAAAAGACUGAUUUGGAAAGUGGAGCUUUGUAAAGUUGAGUUUGGAGAGAGCAGACUGCUCUGCUUUUUUGGUUUGAUAGGGAGGGUCCUCAAAAAGAAAUUACAAACUUCUUCUCCUUUCAAAAACAAACUUUUGGAAGCUGUUGGAAGGACGUAGAGAUGAUGUUUCCCUGGUUUAGAUUUUUACUGUGUAGCCUGGAUUUGUUUAGCACAGCAGCAGCGGUAGCUCGCUAUGAUACGGGACAUAUGAUGCCAAUUGAAAGCAACACGCUGACCAGAGAGCUCAAUGUCCCUGAGCUAGAUGAGUAUGAUUACACUGAGCUUGAAUACUAUGACGAUGAUGAAGACAACUACGGCUUCAUAGAAGACACGUUUGUAAACAAAAGGCCAUUCACAGCUCCCCAGAGCUCGGAGUCCAUCCGUAAGAAAUUCCGGGGUAAAUCUCGGAUCCAGCGCCUGUCCUUGAUCAACACCGAUUUUGCAUUUAACUUCUACCGGGCCUUGCUAAGGUCCCAGUCAGCUUCCAAGAAUGUGGUUUUCUCUCCUUUCGGGCUCUCCAGCCUGAUGGCAAUGGUCAUGGUAGGAACGGCCAACAAGACGCAGGAACAGAUCUCUCAGGCUCUGGGUUUUGACCAUUUUGUCAACUCCAAGCCAGACGUUGUAGGCAAUGAGCUGCUGCAUUAUAUCUUCCACAAGCUCAUCCACAGGCUGUUCAAGCACGACUUUGGAUACACGCUCAAAGAUUUCUCAGGCAUCUUCAUCAAGGAAGGGCUGAAGAUCCGGAAACCUUUCAUGGAGUGGUUGAAGCAUUACUACGGGGCGCACACACAGUCUGUGGACUUCUCGGCCCCGCAGGCUCUCACCAAACUCAAUCAGCUUAUUUCAAAGGCCACCAAGGGGAAGCUUCAAGACCUGGUGGAAGAUAUUGAGCCUCAGACUGCGAUGCUUAUUUACCAAGCAUUACACUUCAAAGGCUCGUGGGAGCAUAAAUUUAUUAAAAGCAAGACUGCCAUGCUCCAGUUCCACACUGGCAAAGCAGCAGUGGUGAAGGUGCCAAUGAUGUAUGUCAGAGCAACUAUGAUGGCCACCACAGAUCAUACCCAUGAGUGUGACGUUAUCAGCCUCCCGUACAGUGCGAACGCCAGCAUGCUGCUUGUAAUCCCUUAUAAAACAUUCGGCCUGAGGCACAUUGAGAGAGAACUCAGCUGGGAAAUGGUUGACAACUGGAUCAAGGAGAUGACCAACAGGACAAGGGAGGUCUAUGUUCCAAAGUUCACUCUACAUGGCAACUAUGACCUAAGUGAAAUGUUUCAAGGCCUGGGCGUGACAGAUCUCUUCCACAACAAAGCAAAUCUGUCUGGUAUUUGUGAACAUGGAAAUUUGUAUGUUAGCUCGCUGAAGCAACAUGUUACACUGAAGGUGGAUGAGGAAGGAAGUGAAGUUGCUGCCGUCUCUCUUUCUGGCUUCAUGCCUUUAUCUUCACAGGCCAAAUUUAUGGCCAAUCGCCCAUUCCUGUUCUUCAUCCUCGAGCAUCACACUCAAUCACUGCUGUUCAUGGGGCGAGUAAUGAACCCUUUAAACCAAUAGAGAGAAGGCAAUAGGCAUGACCAUGGAAAUUCCAGCAAAUAUAAAGGCAUACGAUGUUAAACGUAGAGGCCAGAGAAUUCCCAAACUAACCACCACACAGCUUAAUUAUUCACUUUACGCUGUCCAUUCUUACAUUUUAGGACAAUUUGCAGGUGUAGGUAGCUCCAUUGCUGAAGAUUAUUAGUUUUCAAAUCUAGUUGGAGGUAUCUGGCCAUUUUUUUUCCAGAAAAAUAAUGCAGUUGGAAAAUCAAAAUGAGGCAAGAACAAAACCUGCAUCCCAGCAAUUUGGGGCAGGACAACGCUGGUGCGUAAUUUCACUCCUCUGUGCCCCUCAAUGCACUGCAUCUAUACUUACAUUUGGAUGUUCCUUCUUCACUUUGCAGAGUAGGAUGUUUUAUUUGAUUUUAUACCUCUCCCAGGAGAUCAGAAAGUUUCAGUUGGGGGGUUUAUUGGGUUGACCCAAAGUAUUACAGGACAAGCUGGAUGAUCCAGAGGACCUUGUAGUCUAUAGUAAGCUUUCUGGCCUUAGCUAGGAAGUGGUUAAGAAGCUACAACUGACCUCAGCACUGCUUGGCUCAGGGGAAAGAAAUAAAUGACAGGGGUCCCUUCUUCUUGUUGCUCUCCUGCAUGUAUAUGAAGGACAGAAGAGGAAAGGAUCAAGCUUACCAAGACUAAACAACCUGCUGACAUUCACAGAUAAAGAAUAUCCAUUCAGAUAAAGAAUGGGAUAUGAUAUUGGCAGUAUUGCAACCAUACCCUUUCAAGUUAAAGCUCAUAUUUUUAUCAAAUAGCUGGGCAAAUCUUUAGAACAAUUGAGUAUGAAUUAAACUGGAAAAUUAUUUUGUUUUAGGCAGAGGAUAUUAUAUAUUGAAGUAUAUUCUUUCUAUUUUCUUCACUUCUUUGCCCAAAGACAGGUUAGACUCACAGCACAGGUAGGACAAUGAUGUACGUUCAAAACUCACCCUAACCAGGUCACCAAUCUGAUCCACACCGGUCAUCCAGACCCCCAAAGAAUCCACACUGCCAUGGCAGCAUUCACAUUGUAGUCUGCAACUAUGAAUACUUUCUUGAGUUCACAUGAUUCUUCCUGCCUUCCAUUGGGAUGUGACAAAAAGAUUUGUGAGUCAAUACUCAACCUGUUUGGCUACAGUAUGAAAACAACUUCUGUGGCUAUCAUGUCCUGUACUGGGACUUGAACUCAGAAUUUCUGAAGCAGUGACCCAUACCACUGCAGUAGAUACUCCUUACAAAACAAUUGUAAUCAUUUUCAAUUUGUGAACUUUUCAUGCCUUAUUAGUUGAUAUCCAUUUCAAAUAAUCCUCAAUAUGUUUGGCCAUCUUUUAAAUGGUUAUGGCUUUAUAGUGGUUAGGGUACUACACUAGCAAUUGAGAACUUACGAAGUCAAAUGAUAAAAUUGAAUUAAAUUCAAUAAAUCUGCUGAUUUGUGGGUGAGCAGCAGGAACGUGAUUGUGAAAAUUGUCGAAGAGCCAAAACCCCAACUUGUUUACUAAUAGCUUUCAGGUAAAGGAAUCUGUCACCCUCAGGCAGCGUGGUCUGUACCAUCCCAUACUCUGUGGUUGACUUGUAAUGCCCUCCAACGUGCCAUAACUGAGCAUGCUAAUCAGGGGGUCUUGGGGUAACCACAGAGUUGACUUUGUUUGUCUGCAUCACCUACAUCCUGAUAGUCAUCUGGACUUUUCAGAUAUUUAUUGUAGUUUGUAAUGAAGACAAAUGUGUCUUUCCAGGAGAAACUGCCAUUGCCCACACAGGUUGUGCUCUGCAACAGUGAUUGUAAAACCUUUCCAGAAAACAACAGACUGAAAUCAAGGGCCAUUACCUCGUAUGGUCCAAAAACAUAAAGUUUAAGUUUUAAAAUGUAUGUAUUACAACAGACGUGAAUACAUUUCAGGUUGAUUGGUCAACAUUAAUAUUCACGUAGUUGUCUUCGGUGACCUUGGUCUACUAUAAUUUUUGGACAACGACCGUAUGGUUUGGUUAACUUUUUUGGUCAUGUAACUGAUUAUGGUUGAGGCUGUAUCUGCAUUGCUUGUUAAACACUUAUUUGGAACUUACUUUCGUGUAUGUUUUAUAUAAGUUUUAAUAAUGAUAAUAAUGUUGAUUCAAGGUGUCUGCCUUCCCCGAAUUUGUUAUGCAUAGAAGAGCUGCAAGACUUGGUCUUAAGUUCUGAAGAUUCUGCAAUAAGAAUCAAUCACUCUAUUUAAAUUAAGUCAAUUGAGUCAGUUUCAUUGUUAGCUAACAUUUAAUAUGAUCAAUAAAUACAAUAAUGAGAAAUUCUAGCCUGUUUAUGUACCUUGAUAUUGUGACUCAGUGGCUAAU
Molecule: messenger RNA, 4082 nt
Organism: Rhincodon typus (whale shark)
Lineage: Eukaryota; Metazoa; Chordata; Chondrichthyes; Orectolobiformes; Rhincodontidae
Product: heparin cofactor 2-like
Exons: 4
Coding region: 318-1745 (475 amino acids)
Biological process (GO): negative regulation of endopeptidase activity
Molecular function (GO): serine-type endopeptidase inhibitor activity
Source: RefSeq, a predicted model, not a curated record